AUGGCGAUUUCAGUACGUGGCUGUAGUUAUGGAAUAUUGAGUUAUUGUGUUUGUCUGAUAUUCUUGGCCCAAUGUGAUUUUAAAAAAGUGUCGGCGGAAAAUGCAGUUCUAACCAAUGAUAAUGAUAUUUCCCACAUUGGCGAUGAUUGCCAGGUGACACCAGUUAUCCAUGUUCUACAAUAUCCAGGAUGUGUACCUAAACCGAUACCCUCAUUCGCAUGUGUUGGACGAUGUGCCAGUUAUAUACAGGUUUCUGGUAGUAAAAUCUGGCAAAUGGAACGUUCCUGUAUGUGCUGCCAGGAAUCAGGUGAACGUGAAGCUGCUGUUUCCCUAUUCUGUCCCAAGGUGAAACAUGGCGAACGGAAAUUUAAGAAAGUCCUAACGAAAGCUCCACUGGAAUGUAUGUGUCGCCCCUGUACAUCGAUUGAAGAAUCGGGAAUUGUGCCACAAGAAAUUGCCGGCUAUUCAGAUGAAGGACCAUUGAAUAAUCAUUUUAGAAGAAUAGCAUUGCAGUAA
Molecule: messenger RNA, 516 nt
Organism: Musca vetustissima
Lineage: Eukaryota; Metazoa; Arthropoda; Insecta; Diptera; Muscidae
Product: bursicon-like
Exons: 3
Coding region: 1-516 (171 amino acids)
Biological process (GO): animal organ morphogenesis
Molecular function (GO): receptor ligand activity; BMP binding
Source: RefSeq, a predicted model, not a curated record